Postia placenta MAD-698-R-SB12 is the source of this 351-nucleotide messenger RNA. RefSeq lists its product as hypothetical. The record is from RefSeq and is a predicted model, not a curated record. The transcript is spliced from 3 exons. The annotation marks the transcript as partial. NCBI's taxonomy places the organism in Eukaryota, Fungi, Basidiomycota, Agaricomycetes, Polyporales, Adustoporiaceae.
AUGGACACGCAGCGUGACGCUGAUCUGACUCGCAUCUCUGUUGACUCGCUGCAAGACUGGCUACGAAUCAAAGACAGUUAUACUCAAGCAGCCCUUGCGUCGCUGGAUGAUGAGCUGCGAGGAAGCAGAUUAGCAGCUGAGAGAGAUGUGCUCAUUAUGCAUCUGCAGCAGUUUGUUGACAGAACAUUUGACAUGACACGGCCGAACCUCCGGGUCAAUGGUCGCAAUUUCGAGGAACUCGACACGGAAGAACAAGGUGUUGAGCCCUUUGACGAAGGCUUCGAUAGGCACAUCUGGUCUCUCGCUGAGCAGAGCUUGAAGUGGGAUCGGGAGAUUGCAGAGAAACGUCGG